GUAAAUGGUGUCCGCGUAGGGAAUGGAGUUCACCGCCGGACGCGCAGCGAGCGGCGAGCGAGGCGCGUCGUGGCGUUCUUUACUCUUCCGUCUUCCUCGGUAGCCCCGGUGACGCGAGUAACGCGAGUAUCGGCAGCGGUGAGGGCACCGGCGAGGAAGACGACGAUUCGUCGGGUAAGAAGAACCAGAAGAAGCGGGGUAUCUUUCCCAAGGUCGCGACCAACAUCCUCAGGGCGUGGCUGUUUCAACACCUCACGCACCCGUACCCUUCGGAAGACCAGAAGAAGCAGUUGGCUCAAGACACGGGGUUGACGAUCCUUCAAGUUAACAACUGGUUCAUCAACGCGAGGCGUAGAAUCGUCCAGCCAAUGAUCGACCAGAGCAAUCGAGCCGGUCCGAGCGGGGCAUACAGUCCGGAUGCGACGAUGGGAUACAUGAUGGACGGACAGGCGGCGAGCAUGAUGCACCGGCCGCCCGGUGAUCCCACCUUCCACAAUCAGUACCAUUACCCGCCAGAGUACUAUGGACAUCACUUAUAAAGCAGUAGUCGCGAGUGAAGGUAGACGAUGGAAUGACGGUUCUUGCGGAACGGGAAACGUAGAAGCGUGACGGAAGCACCGUGCUCCGGUCGGCGAGCUGAAGGAGCGGUUCGUCGCCUCGCGGGCAAUCGACGGCCCGGGGUACAAGAGGAAGCCUCUUCCCGCGUUGCACGUCGGGGACUCGCGCUGCCGGACACUCGAGCCCAGCGCGAUGCGGAGGAUCCAAGAUGGCGCCGGUCCGGUCGACGGGCGGCGGAGGACGGACGGAUUCGAGAUCGGUGGAUCGACGUUCAACGGCGAAGAACGCGAAGCGAGAUCGUCGUGAAGGGGAAACGGAGAACGAGUUCCGAACGAAGAGAAGAGGAACCGGAUGGCCGGCUGGUGCGUCGAACGCGAGAGACCGGAAGCGAGGCGGAAGGGUACAGAGCGCGGCUCGGCGAACGGGACGAGGAGCCGCCCGUGGAAAUUCAUGUGAUUGUUCUGUGUACAAAUGUCGCGGUGUAAUAUUGUAGUGAUCGAAGGAUUUAAAUGUUAAAUUUUAAUACGGUCGCGAUCGAGCUACGUUAACGAUAUAUGGAA
This is a messenger RNA of Nomia melanderi (Alkali bee), 1118 nucleotides long. The record is from RefSeq and is a predicted model, not a curated record. NCBI's taxonomy places the organism in Eukaryota, Metazoa, Arthropoda, Insecta, Hymenoptera, Halictidae.